Molecule: messenger RNA, 2306 nt
Organism: Folsomia candida
Lineage: Eukaryota; Metazoa; Arthropoda; Collembola; Entomobryomorpha; Isotomidae
Exons: 4
Coding region: 120-1442 (440 amino acids)
Source: RefSeq, a predicted model, not a curated record
AGAAAUACAGUUUAGUUCAAAAUAAUACUGGUUGUAAGUUGUAGCUAAAAUAAGCUACAUAGAUUCGCUAUUUCUUUAUUUAUUUCAGCCGUGAUUGUUACAAAAGUUGGGAUAUAUAAAUGUCGGCGGAGAAGGCCUUAUUGGGGGAUGAGUAUUCCACGUUCAGCCGUGAUAACGUCCACGAGACGGGAGCGUGUCUUAACCACGAUAUAAUUGAACACUUGUGCAAAUAUCUUGGAACUAUGGACAUAAAGACGUGCCGACUGGUCUCCUCGGUUUGGAAUUACGGAUCCACUCUUGCUCUAAAAGCCAGAACAAAUAUCAGGUUUCAACUAUCGCCAAAAAAUUGCAAAAAUUCCGUCCCACUUUCCCAAAAUUCAGGGGGCUGGGAUAUUUUGAACGUCAUAGAAAAACUCAAGUUCUGCCCUGUCAAUGUCUGUCUAUUGGUUCCAUUUAACUCCGACGACACUCUAGCACCCCCAGAUUUCUCAUUAUUUCCAGAAACUAACAAUUUCAAGUCAAUUUGUGUCGAGCUUCCGCACGGGAAUCAGUAUCGUUGGCAGGCUGAAUUAGUUGCACAAUUAAUCCAGUCGUCGUCCACGACUUUAAAGGAAUUAGAAUUUGAUUGGGCGGAAAACGUGGAUUUCCUGGAUUUCCCCUCAUUUGGGGACACCAUCUUCCCAAAACUGGUAAAGUUAACGGUAGAAAACAAGUUUGAUGAGGGUGCUGUUGAGCGAGUUUUCCAAGCGAUUACGACAUCAUUCCCGAACCUGCAAUAUCUCGUGACGGAAUGCAAGUACUUUGUUGAAAUUGUGGAAGAAGGACUAUUACCAAAUUUGCCACAGUCCCUCAACUGCCUAAACUUAUACGGAAACAUUACCCCAGAUCGGAUGGAAUCCCUCCUGAAAAUUCCUGCCGGUUUGAAGAAAUUUACCUUCGGGGGUUUUAACCCAGUUUUCCUUCAACUUGACGAUGAUGAUGAAGAAGAUGAGCUGCAAACUAUUUUAUAUAAAUUAUUAAAGAAGCAGGCCCCCACAUUGGAAAAAUUUAGUGUCGGCAUUGUCUGGUGGGAUAGAGCGGAAAUGGAGAUUGAGUGGAAAUUUCCAAUAUUUCCCUUCGUGAAGAAACUUUACAUCGACUUUUCUAGAAUGCAAACCAGAAUUGUAUUCGAAACAAAACUAGAAUCUGGAGAUUUUCGACCGAUUAAUUACGCUGAAUGUUUCCCAGUCUUGGAAUUCAUAAAUUGCGCGAUCCCGGAGGAGUCCUGGGUGGAGUCAUUUCUUCCUUCGAAGGGUAAUUGUCAGGUUGUGACGUCUGUGAGGAAAGUUGAUGUCACAAUUUAUGCAGAUUAUGGAGAAGGAGAACUACACACCAAGAUAUAUGAACAACUUUGGGAUAUGUUUCCAAAUGCGAGAGAUUUUAUAAUAAUACGUAGAACAUAAGCCUGUCCAAGGACAGGUUCUAGACUCCUUUUGGGGGGUGUUCGCAAAGCGAAAAAUCUGUCAAACUACAUUGAAUAAUUCCCAGUGGAGACUUUGUCCGUUGUCAUACUAAAUAAUGAUGUUAUUGUUAGUUCCAUAGUGAGCUUGUUUAAGUCACGGUGCAAUUUUAUUUUCGCCUGUAGUCGUGUCUGCUUUGCAUUAAAUACACUUACAUAAACACCUAACGAUUAGGAUGGCUAAAUAAUUAAAUACUUUGAUCCCCAUGGUAUGGAAAGGGUCACAUAUGUAGCAAACUUUAAUUUCCAUUGCGUGGAAGUGACUGCAAAAAUACACACCAUAAAUUUAUAAUGGAGGGGUGGUUGCAUUAGAAAGAUAAACUUAAAUUUCUAUAAAAAUAUGUAUGUAUCUGUACGUAUAUUUUAUUUCUCGUAUUUAUAACUACUGCUGGUCUGUUUAUUACCAUGAGCAUCAGCAUACCCGGGUUAAAUGUUUCUUUUAAUAAAUACCUAUUCAUACUAUUGUAUUGAGCUACAAAAUGAGUAGGGAUUGAAAAAAUAACCAGGAUAUGCGUGAUCAUGGAGAGAGAAAUAAGUAAAAAGCCUCGCUUAUGUACUAGAAGUAAUAGUUACAAUUGUAGAAGGAAAAUUUUUAUAAACCAAGAUUUUUGCAAUUAAUCCUUGGCACCGGGAUUAUUACACUGUUAACCGGUAUUAUUCGUAAUUAAGGUAAUCUAAAUAUUCUUUAUUAAUUAACUUCUAAAGAAUUUUAGAAAAGCAUAACAAUUUUCUGUUAAAAUACAAACUUUAUUAUCAUUCUUGGAAUAAUUUGUUAAUUUAAACAUAUGUAAUAAAGACUCGAGGUGUA